Molecule: messenger RNA, 6891 nt
Organism: Pogoniulus pusillus (Red-fronted tinkerbird)
Lineage: Eukaryota; Metazoa; Chordata; Aves; Piciformes; Lybiidae
Gene: ANKFY1
Product: ankyrin repeat and FYVE domain containing 1
Exons: 25
Coding region: 52-3558 (1168 amino acids)
Molecular function (GO): protein binding; metal ion binding
Source: RefSeq, a predicted model, not a curated record
GGCCCGCGCAGCGCGUGCGCGGCUCUCGCGAGAGCGCGUCCCGGCCCCAACAUGGCGGAAGAGGAGGUGGCCAAGCUGGAAAAGCACCUGAUGCUUCUCCGCCAGGAGUAUGUGAAGCUGCAGAAGAAACUGGUUGAUACGGAGAGGAGAUGCAAUCUUCUGGCUGCUGAGGCCAACCAAGACAAUGCCAGUGACACCUUCAUCAGUCGGCUUCUGGCCAUUGUAGCUGAGCUCUAUCAGCAGGAGCAGUACAGUGACCUGAAGAUAAAGGUUGGGGACAGCCACAUCAGUGCUCACAAGUUUGUCUUGGCGGCACGCAGUGAUGCUUGGAGUCUGACCAACCUUGCCUCAACAGAGGAGCUGGAUCUGUCAGCAGAUGCUGACCCAGAGGUAACCAUGGCAAUGCUGCGAUGGAUCUACACAGAUGAGCUGGAGCUAAGGGAAGAUGAUAUCUUCUUGACACAGCUUAUGAAACUAGCUAAUAAAUUUCAGCUCCAGCUACUUAGGGAAAGGUGUGAGAAAGGAGUCAUGUCCCUAGUCAGUGUCAGAAAUUGCAUUCGCUUCUACCAGACUGCUGAGGAGCUGAGUGCCAGCACACUGCUCAACUACUGUGCUGAGAUCAUUGCCAGUCACUGGGAUGACUUGCGUAAAGAAGAUUUCAGCAGCAUGAGUGCUCAGUUGUUGUACAAGAUGUUCAAGUCCAAGACAGAAUAUCCUCUGCACAAGGCUAUUAAAGUUGAGAGAGAAGAUGUGGUCUUCUUGUAUCUCAUUGAAAUGGAUUCACAGCUUCCUGGGAAGCUGAAUGAAUUGGAUCACAGUGGAGAUCUUGCUUUGGAUCUAGCCCUUGCCCAAAGGCUGGAGGGUAUUGCAACCACAUUGGUCAACCACAAGGCUGAUGUAGACAGGGCAGACAAGAGAGGCUGGAGUCUGUUACAUAAAGCCAUCCAGAGGGGAGAUAAGUUUGCUGCCAGCUUUCUCAUUAAAAACGGUGCCCGUGUGAAUGCUGCUACCUUGGGAGACCAGGAGACUCCUCUGCACCUUGUGGCAUCCUACAGCCCCAAGAAGCAUUUGCCAGAUGUCAUGGCAGAGAUGGCACAGAUAGCAGAGUCCCUUCUCCAGGCAGGAGCCAAUCCAAACAUGCAGGACAGCAAAGGAAGGACCCCACUGCAUGUAUCAGUUGUGGUCAGGAAUGAACCUGUCUUCAGUCAGCUUCUGCAGUGCAAACAACUAGACUUGGAGCUGAAGGAUCAUGAAGGAAGCACAGCUUUGUGGCUGGCAGUUCAGUUUAUCACUGUGUCAUCAGACCAGUCUGUGAACCCCUUUGAGGAUGCUCCGGUUGUGAAUGGAACCUCCUUUGAUGAGAACAGCUUUGCAGCAAGGCUGAUCCAACGAGGCAGCAAUACAGAUGCUCCAGACACACUGACAGGAAACUGCUUGCUUCAGAGGGCAGCUGGUGCAGGAAACGAGGCAGCUUCCCUCUUCCUAGCAACUCAUGGAGCAAAAGUCAACCACCAAAACAAAUGGGGGGAAACACCACUCCACACAGCCUGCAGGCAUGGCCUGGCAAACCUGACAGCAGAACUUCUGCAACAAGGAGCCAAUCCAAACAUCCAGACAGCAGAAUCAGCUCUUGGGCAGAAGGACAUGUUUUCCCCAACAGCAGAAAACAUGUACCUGCAAACUCCCCUCCACAUGGCUAUUGCAUACAAUCACCCAGACGUGGUCUCAGUCAUCCUGGAGCAGAAAGCCAACGCUCUUCAUGCAACCAACAAUUUGCAAAUCAUUCCUGACUUCAGUCUGAAGGACUCAAGAGACCAGACUGUGCUGGGACUGGCACUUUGGACAGGCAUGCAUACGAUAGCAGCUCAGCUGCUGGGCUCUGGCGCAUCCAUCAAUGACACCAUGUCGGAUGGACAGACUCUGCUGCACAUGGCCAUACAGCGCCAGGACAGCAAGAGUGCACUCUUUCUACUGGAACACCAGGCAGAUAUCAAUGUCAGAACGCAGGAUGGAGAAACUGCCUUGCAGCUGGCCAUAAAGAACCAGCUCCCACUUGUUGUUGAUGCUAUCUGCACCAGGGGAGCAGAUAUGUCGGUACCAGAUGAGAAAGGAAAUCCUCCUUUAUGGCUUGCCUUAGAAAACAACCUAGAAGAUAUUGCAUCAACUCUGGUCAGGCAUGGCUGUGAUUCAACCUGUUGGGGGCCAGGACCAAGUGGCUGCUUCCAAACCCUUCUUCAUAGAGCCAUUGAUGAAAACAGUGAGCAAAUAGCCUGCUUUCUUAUUCGCAGUGGUUGUGAUGUGAAUAGUCCCAGGAAGCCAGGUCCAAAUGGAGAAGGAGAAGAGGAAGCCCAUGAUGGACAGACACCCCUGCACUUGGCAGCCUGCUGGGGACUCGAAGAGGUGAUCCAGUUCCUUCUGGAGUUUGGUGCCAAUGUCAAUGCUCAGGAUUCAGAAGGAAGGACUCCAAUCCAUGUUGCCAUUAGCAACCAACAUAAUGUCAUCAUUCAGCUGAUGAUUUCCCACCCAGACAUUAAGCUGAGUGUACGUGACAGGCAGGGGAUGACUCCCUUUGCCUGUGCCAUGACUUACAAAAACAACAAAGCAGCUGAAGCAAUUUUGAAGAGGGAACCAGGAGCUGCUGAGCAGGUUGACAACAAGGGCCGAAACUUCCUGCACGUGGCCGUGCAGAACUCGGACAUUGAGAGUGUGCUGUUCCUGAUCAGUGUCCAAGCCAAUGUCAACUCACGGGCACAGGAUGCCUCCAAGCUCACCCCUCUGCACCUGGCUGUGCAGGCUGGCUCAGAGAUCAUCGUGCGCAACCUGCUGCUUGCAGGUGCCCAGGUGAAUGAGCUGACUAAGCACCGUCAGACUGCUCUGCACUUAGCAGCCCAGCAAGAUCUGCCCACAAUUUGUUCAGUCCUCCUGGAGAACGGAGUAGACUUUGCAGCUGUAGAUGAAAAUGGCAAUAACGCUCUUCAUCUGGCAGUGAUGCACGGUCGAUUAAACAACGUCCGGGUCCUCCUCACAGAGUGUAAUGUGGAUGCAGAAGCCUUCAACAUUAGAGGCCAGUCACCAAUGCAUAUUUUGGGCCAAUAUGGGAAGGAUAAUGCAGCAGCCAUCUGUGACCUCUUCCUGGAAUGUAUGCCAGAAUAUCCUCUAGACAAACCUGAUGCUGAAGGAAACACAGUGCUGCUGCUGGCUUACAUGAAGGGAAAUGCCAACCUGUGUCGGGCAAUAGUGAGAGCUGGGGCAAGGCUUGGAGUCAACAACAAUCAAGGAGUCAACAUCUUCAACUACCAAGUUGCCACAAAACAGCUUCUCUUCAGGCUGCUGGAUAUGCUGACAAAAGAACCUCCCUGGUGUGAUGGCUCCAACUGCUAUGAAUGCACUGCCAAGUUUGGAGUCACAACAAGGAAGCAUCACUGCCGACACUGUGGACGCCUGCUCUGCCAUAAGUGCUCAACAAAGGAGAUUCCUAUCAUAAAAUUUGAUCUGAACAAGCCAGUUCGAGUUUGCAACAUCUGCUUUGAUGUCCUGACUCUGGGAGGUGUCUCCUAGUUAUCUGUGAAAGUGAAAGGAUUCCCAGUCAGUGCUCCUGACAGCAGCUCUGCUUACAAGCCCUCUGGAGAGGGAAGAGGAGGCCUAUACAUCUCAUCUGCAAUAGACUUAACUCAUUAAAGACACUUUUCUGAUAAUAUUAUGGCAUAAAUGACUUUGUAAAUGUAUUGGGUUGUGAUAGACUUCACCAGGAAUUCCAGUGGCUCCUCAAAAGCAAGUGAUAAAAACUUAGACCCUCUUCUAGUCACAGUGGGGUAUGGAAAAAACUGUUCAGGCUGGUGUUGGAACGACCAUUGGAUAGGUCUGUCCUUAAUGUGGCGCUUUGCACUGAGCAGCUCUUGAGUUGUGUGGUUUUCAGGCUGCUUAGAGCUGGUGUUAAGCUUCAGGGUAACCGGGUACCUGUCUUUGCUUUGUCUCAGAAAUGUUACCUUGCUGUAAAGAAGACUCCUGUGAAGCUAGACUGUGCUGUAGCAACUGCUGUACAUGCCAAGACACUCUUCAACCCAGGGGAAGUUCUAAGCAUAGCUCCAGAAUCGUGGCCUUAAAACAGAAAGCUUUACACCAGUUGAUGCAAAGCAGUCAGAAUAGCAGAUCCAUGUCUUGAUACCACCUCAGUGUCUGAUUAGCUUUAGCACAUUCAAAAGUGCAAAACCGUUUGUAUCCAGUAAAUGUUUUUGCUAGGCUGUGGCUCUUCUAGAGCUCUCAAAGUCUACCAUGUUGUUCUCUCCUGUUCACAUUUCUGGUCCUCCUUUGCAUGAACAAACACUGGUGUGCUGAAAGGCCUGAGUGCAGAAACACUACAGCUGGUGAAGUUGGUUCACUCACAAUGUAGCAAUAAAGGCUGAAGUGUGCCAUCAGGCCCCUGAGGCACUUCCUUUGACUGGGACACUGGUUGAGCAGGAGAGUAAGUAACCUGCCACUGUAGGUUGUGCUGUGCCUCUAGACAUUAAACUUGGGUCCAUUUUCAGCAGGAUUGCUGGUGAGUAGGUUUGUACCUGGAGGCUUUAUGGAGCCUCUGACCUUGAAGGGAAGGCUUCUGGCACUGCACUGUCAGUUGAGACAUUUGGGUUAAGCUGCAGGCUGGCCAUACUAUUAAAUGUGCUCAAUCUGUGACAGAUCCAACAGCACCUUGCUGUUGGUACUCUGCUGAUACACAAGGCAGUAAUUUGGUGGGCACAGGCUUCAGUCAAAAAAGCUGUGUACUUAAAACUACUUGGCAUUCUGAACUGGUCUGCAUUCAAGGACUUGUGUCCACUGUGCAACAUGGACAGGUUGGUGACACGUUGCCCUGCUUGGCAUAGUGGCUUGUCAAUCUCAGAGUAAGAUGGGGUGAUAAACCAGGAUGCUGCUUCUUAGGGAGACUUGCUCAAGGUGUUUCUCCAAGUCAUAGAAGUGAAGGAUGGGAGAGGCUGUAACUGCUGACAUUUGCACAAGGAGUUUCACGUCAAGUCUCGCUUGACCUGCACUUUGAUCUUCCACUGUGGAUGUAUUGUGACUGUAAUCUCACCCUCGUCCCACUAGAGAAGAACAGAUGCUGAUACAGAUUGGCCUCACUGCGCAGUCUGCUGCUGUUGUGUCCCAGCAAUGCCCUGGGUAACACAGUCGGUCUCUGAACAGAUACUAAUACAAUGAUGGGUCUCUGGAAUGAUGUUCUAGCUGAACAGGGUGGAAAAACAAAGGUCUUAACUGCAAGCUUGAGCUUGGGAGCUUGAGUGGAGCAGAUAACAGGAAAGACUGCACUUGCAGUCCCUUGCUGUUUGCUGUCUCAUUAGUGCUGGGUGCAAGCCUCUGGUAAUGCAUUUGGUGAAAAGUCUUGGCUGUGGGUAUCCCUUGAGAAGAUGCUGGUUCCUUGGUUUGGAGCUGCAGUGCUGUGGAGUGGUCAGUGUGUGCUCAGCACUGGCAGGUAGCGAUAGAGGAGUGUUCUGUCAAGGCCACAGGCUCUGCACUCCAGCUAAACUGGAGAACUCCACAAAGUUGAUUUUUUCAGUGCUGAAGCAUUGAAACACCUUCCAGUGACUUCUUGGGAAGGGGCAAGGGAACAGUGCUGAGUUAGCAACCUUUUAAAUUAUGGAAAAUGUAGAUCUUGUGAAAAUUCAGCUGCACUGAAUGAUUUCUUUUAUGGCUGGCUAGUUGCUCUUUUUAAAAGCAGGAUGAUAACUGUAACUGCCUGAGACGCUAGGCAAGAUAAGAGGAAUGCCAUGCUCUGCACAGCCAGUGCUGUACCAGCUUGCUUACUGAAGUCUGAAAGGGAAGCUGAGGAUAUUGAUGAGCUCAUGUACAGCCUGAAGCGUUUGUUGCACUUAAAGCAACUAAAUUCAGCAAAUUCAAUCAUUUUAAAGUGCCUUUGUGAUUAGUUUCCUUCAUUCCAGCUGACUCUAAACAUCUUUCUGACAGAGUUCAAGAGAAGUGAAAAGCUCACAACUUGAACCAAACCCCACCUUAGUUCUCUUCUAGGUCCACUGAAGGGGCUGACCCCACCCAGCUGGUGGGGCUCAAAUCUUCAGGCACCCUGCCUACCACUGCUCUGAACUCCCAACCCUCUGAGAUUUUGGGGGACUUUUGCUGGGGGUCACAAAUGUGAGUGGAGGUACCUGGUGAGGUAGUGAUGGUCCAUACAUUUCUGACUGGGAACAACUGCUCUUCCUUCUUAUAGCAACCUACAGUUGUGACCCAACCCACCCCUUACUCCCUUGCUGUCCCUAAUAGUAUUUACUGGAGCCUGGAACAAAAGGGUGAAUGGAGAGCAAGCUUCUGUCCCUGGGAAGUGAUGCUGACAAACAGGCUUCAGGCACUUCUGUGGGAAGCCUGUGGUGGCUCAUACUGGAGAUUUUUCUUGAUUAGAUUUCUUCUGCAAGCACGGGCCUGGCUUAAGCACGGGGUGUCUGCAGAUGGUGCAGUUGCUGUUUCACACCACUGGGGAGUGAGGAUGUUGGUGCGGAACAGCACAGCAAGCUGUUGGCUGGAAGCUGACAGACGCCUUAAUGACUUGCUGUGCUGGAGAUCCACGGCUUGUGCAGCUUCACAUACUGUUUGGACAUGGACCUGUAGUAAGGGGAGAGGCUGGAGGUUUUGUACCUCCAGUGUUAGCAGUAGGCAAGUCCUUCCUACAAGCAGUAGAGUGGAUACUGCAGUAAAUGCACAGCUCUUAGGGAGAGCUUGUGAGAGUGACAAAAAUACAAACCUUCCACUACCCUGUGAAACAGAAAAGGAAGUCUUAGAACUAAGGCAUUGUACCUGCAAUGUUUGUCUGGAGUUCUUGUACAAAUGUAUUUUUCCAGUCUGCACACUUUGUGUAACAAUUCUACUUGUAAUAAAAUGCAUAACUAAAUACUA